Macadamia integrifolia is the source of this 2188-nucleotide messenger RNA. RefSeq names its product 7-deoxyloganetin glucosyltransferase-like. The coding region runs from base 121 to 1578 and encodes 485 amino acids. Lineage: Eukaryota; Viridiplantae; Streptophyta; Magnoliopsida; Proteales; Proteaceae. The transcript is spliced from 3 exons. Gene Ontology annotation, molecular function: UDP-glycosyltransferase activity. The record is from RefSeq and is a predicted model, not a curated record.
GUGGGGUUUGUUUCUCUAUAAACAAACCCGGAAGAAGGGAAUUCCUGAGAGGGAGUGCACUAUUGAUACAAUAUCCAGGGUCUGAGCUUGAGAGAGAGAGAGAGAGAGAGAGAGAGAGAGAUGAGUUCUGUUGCAGUGGAGGAAAGGAAGAAACCUCAUGCGGUUUGCAUACCAUAUCCAGCCCAGGGCCACAUAAAUCCCAUGCUCAAACUGGCAAAGCUUCUUCACCACAGGGGCUUCUACAUCACCUUCGUCAACACUGAAUUUAAUCACAAACGCCUACUCAAGUCAAGAGGCUCUGAUUCUCUCAAGGGCUUACCUGAUUUCCAGUUCCAGACCAUCCCGGACGGUCUCCCUCCUUCUGAUAUAGAUGCCACCCAAGACAUCCCAGCCCUCUGUCAGUCUACCAGCACUACUUGCUUAGUUCCCUUCCGCAACCUCCUCUCCAAACUCAACACCACACCCCACAUCCCUCCAGUCACUUGUGUAGUCUCUGAUGGUGCCAUGAGCUUCACCCUUCAAGCUGCUGAGGAAAUUGGAGUCCCUGAAGUAUUGCUCUGGACGACCAGUGCCUGCGGCUUUUUGGCCUACUUGCACUAUCCCCAUCUCAUGGAUAGAGGCUUCACACCUCUCAAAGAUGCGAGCUACCUAUCCAAUGGGUACUUGGACACUCCUUUGGAUUGGAUUCCAGGAAUGAAUGGUAUCCGUUUGAAGGAUAUUCCUACUUUUGUUCGAACUACCAAUCCCGAUGACGUCAUGCUCGACUUUGUCAAGGGAGAAGUAGGGAGAGCUUACAAAGCUUCUGCAAUAAUUUUAAAUACCUUUGAAAUCCUUGAGAAGGACGUCGUGGAUGCACUCUCAACGAUGUUGCCUCGCGUUUACACCAUCGGCCCUCUUCCCUUGAUGUUGGAUCAGAUUAAAGAUGAUAGAUUGAGCUCUAUCGGGUCCAAUCUAUGGAAAGAAGAAUCAGAGUGUCUUGAAUGGCUCGAUUCCAAAGAACCCAGUUCUGUGGUUUAUGUGAACUUUGGGAGCAUCACAGUAAUGACGCCUCAGCAACUCGUGGAGUUCGCCUGGGGUCUAGCUAAUAGCAACCACACCUUUUUGUGGAUCAUUAGGCCCGAUCUUGUAGCGGGUGACUCGGCCGUUCUGCCGUCCGAGUUCGUGAGCCAAACCAAAGAGAGAGGAAUGCUAUCAAGUUGGUGCCCACAGGAGAAAGUGCUGAACCAUCCAGCCAUAGGUGGUUUCUUAACGCACAGUGGGUGGAACUCUACACUGGAAAGCAUUUGUGGUGGUGUGCCUAUGGUUUGUUGGCCAUUCUUUGCGGAUCAGCAAACUAACUGCAGAUACUCCUGUACUCAUUGGGGGAUAGGUACCGAGAUGGACAACAAUGUUAAAAGGGAUGAGGUUGAGAAGCUUGUGAGAGAGUUGAUGGAGGGAGAUAAGGGUAAAGAGGUGAAGACUAAGGCCAUGGUGUGGAAAAAGAAAGCAGAGGAGGCCACCAGUCCCGAUGGUUCUUCUCUCCUCAAUUUUGACAACUUGGUGGACGAGAUACUCCUUUCCAAUCGUCUGCUUCCUUGACAGAUUUGAUGGUACUGUAUUCAACAGAUUGUGAAGUAUUUCAAGGAGAAUGGCUGGCCAUCUUCCUCAAUCUUUGAAACCAUCUGCUGAUAUUCUAUUGAUAAAAUAACUGUAGGCGUAAUUGGUGGUGUUAGUUUCUAUGGAAAAGCUUUCUUGGGAUUGGAAUUUCACUGGACUUAUGAGGUCAGUGCUGCAAAAUUGGUUCCACCAAACCUUAGAAAAAGCAAGUUUGAAUGAUGUAACCCCUUGAAUAUCUUUGAACCUUGUCGGGUUGGCUACCAUAGAUUCACAAACAAAGCUGAUUCUAACUGAUUUGUAACUCAUUAGAGUUCAGAAGGUAGAACCUCUAUUUGUUGCAUUUCCUGAAUGCAUGCAGAAGUAUUCUUAAUCUUUCCUUGUCCUCGAUUGUCUUGGUUUGCUUACUGAUGAUGCUUGCUUGCUUGCUUUUCUAGGAUUGGAGAACUGAAAGUUACAUGGAAAUAAUAAGAUAAUGAAACUGUAAGGAGAAUUCACCUAUUCUGUUGGGAUUGAUUAUCUAUUGUAACUGAUUAUGGCUUUACCAUAAGAACUCAUUAUCUCAAAGAAUGCAAGAUGAUAUUAUUCUUUAAAA